ACACACACACUUAAAAGCAGAGAGAGAAAACUGAGAAAGACAGACAGACUGAAAGCUCUUUAGGUCAGAAGUAGAAUUUCUCAAUUGAUAAAAGAACGAAAGUAACACUGAGAGGAUAUCAAUUUCGGUGUUUCCCUUCUUACAUUUCUUUCCUGUGGGUAAGAAGAGAAAAGGGGAAUAGCAUAUUUCACUUCUUUUUUUGAAAUACUGUAGUUUUUCAUCGCUUCAUUAAGUAUUCUUCACAUGCCCCACAGCCACAGACGAUAAGGACACAGUGAGAAGGUCCACUGAAGAUCAGAAGAUGAACAACACACUGUCAAACACUUCCAUCAAGUGUGUUCGGGAUACCAGUGUCACAUCUGUGAUUUUCCCCUGCCUAUACAGCAUCCUCUUUAUAGUCGCCCUGAUACUGAAUUCCCUGGCUGCAUGGAUCUUCUUCAGCAUCCCCAGCUCCUCAACAUUUGUGGUCUUUCUUAAAAAUGUGGUGGUGGCUGACUUGCUGAUGACCCUGACCAUCCCUCUGAGAGUCUUAAGUGAUGCAGGUGUGGGUCACUGGCAACUACGCGCCUUCCACUGCCGAUACUCUGCCGUUCUCUUCUACAUUACCAUGUACAUCAGCAUCCUCUUGCUGGGCCUCAUUAGCCUGGACCGCUACCUGAAGAUAGUCAGGCCCCCCGGGAAGUGUGCCCUGCAGCGGGUUCGUGUUGGUCAGGCCCUGAGUGCUGCUGUCUGGGUGGUCAUGUUGACUUUAGCAUUACCCAACGUUAUCCUAAGUGACCAGCCGCCACAGGUUUCUGGAGACAGACUGAAGUGCACCUCCAUGAAGAGCAAAGCCGGCCUUCUCUGGCAUGAAGGAUUCAACUACUUCUGUCAGGUGGUUUUCUGGGGCACGCUGGCCUUGAUGGUGGUUUGCUACACGUUCAUCAGCAAGAGGGUUUAUGAGUCAUACAAGGCCUCAAAGAGCAAAUCUCAAGCAGUCACUCGCAGAACCAAGGCAAAGGUUUUUGUGGUGGUGGGGGUGUUUUUCAUCUGCUUUGCCCCCUUUCACUUUGCCCGCGUUCCCUACACUCUGACGCAAACUGGCAGCAUGGUGAGCCAUUGCCAGGCCCAGAAUGCUCUCUACAUCGCAAAGGAAACCACCCUAUGGCUGUCGGCCACUAAUGUGUGUCUGGACCCGCUUAUCUAUGUGUUCCUGUGUAAAGUGUUUAGUAAAAGACUGGCAGCUGCAAUCUGCUGUAAGCCCCUCCACAAAGGUGCCAUGGAGUCUCACACAGCAACAUCAACUCAAAUGGAGAUGUCACAGAUUGCCCAAAGUAACAGACUGUCAUAUAGUGGGAUGUCACAGUAACACGCUGGACAAUGCACAAUGGAAAAAUAAUAAAUGUAACUGUCAAGGCGUGAUGAAACACUGCCUGAAAAUGUAUUUUACUUGUAAAUAGCUUUUUUUUUGAUGACACCGGUUUUAAAAAAUCUCAAAUGAAUGCAAGGUGAUCUAAAUCUGUUGAAUUGGCAAUGCUACGUGACAGAAACAUAUGCAAUUAUGUCUGGAGGUGGUCAUGAAGUUUCAUGCCAACAAUGAAAACUGUUUUUGAUACAAAACUAACCAAGCACUUCUGUCCCAUGUUUUGCAAAGUCAUCCAACACAUUUCCUCAAGUGUCCUUACUGUCAUCAUCUACUUCCUCUUCUUCUCUAAUCUCAUUCCAACUGCACUUUCCCUAUACAAAACUUUGGCAAGAGGGUAAAAUCUUGACAGCACAUAUUCUCCAAUGAUUACACCACGCAGCCAAUGUGAUCAGGGGCCGAAUGAUAACAAAAUGCGGACUGCAAUAGAUACUGCUUAAAGCUAUAACUUAGGUGCAAUAUAAAUAACAAUAGUAAUACAAUUCAUAUUUUUCAUAA
Molecule: messenger RNA, 1900 nt
Organism: Sander lucioperca (pikeperch)
Lineage: Eukaryota; Metazoa; Chordata; Actinopteri; Perciformes; Percidae
Product: P2Y purinoceptor 13-like
Exons: 4
Coding region: 302-1348 (348 amino acids)
Biological process (GO): G protein-coupled receptor signaling pathway; negative regulation of adenylate cyclase activity
Cellular component (GO): membrane
Molecular function (GO): G protein-coupled purinergic nucleotide receptor activity
Source: RefSeq, a predicted model, not a curated record